UCCACCCUGUUUUUACUCUGUAGUACUUAAUCAAAUAAACUUGUUUUAAAAUUUGUGCAGGUUUCGAAAUACCUUUGUUUUAAAAUUUAAAAAAAUAUCGCAAUUACUUUAAAUUUUUAUUCGGAAAAAUUCCAAUUUAUAAAAUAUGCAAAAUCCUGAUCCACCUCCGUCUUAUUUUGCUGUUAUUAAUGAAACAACAACAACAAACGCAUCAGCAAAUGAGACCGGAACAAAUCAGCCUGGUAUAAAUUUACCAAAUUAUCAGCCUUCUGAUAUUCCAUCAAGUUAUUCUAUUCCACAAUCGAAUCCAACAGCUCCACCACCACCACUGGCUAAAGGAUAUGUACCUUCUUAUGGAAGUAUACAUCCAACUGCAGCAAUAACUAUUCCAACAGAAAUUAUUAUUGUUGGUGGCUGUCCAGCAUGUCGUAUUGGAAUUUUAGAAAAUGAUUAUCCUUGCCUUGGUUGGCUUUGUGCGAUAUUAUUUUUUCCAAUUGGUAUACUAUUUUGCUUGCUCAUGCGACAGAAACGAUGCACACAUUGUGGUGCUGAAUUUUGAAUUCAUAUAACAGUUUUUCCAAGCCAAAAAAUCUUAUACAUAUUACAUGUUUUAUAUUUUUAAUUAUGAUAUAAGGGUUAUAUCGAUAAUAAAAUGUUUUUAUUUUGUUGCAUUAUUACUUAUUAUUAAUAUUAAGAAAAUUAACUGCAUAAGAAAUUUUUAAAUUUUGAAUAUUUGUAAACUUGUUUAAACUUAAAAUAAAAUACAUAUUAGUCGAAUAA
Messenger RNA from Condylostylus longicornis, 780 nucleotides. RefSeq names its product brain protein I3. The transcript has 2 exons. The record is from RefSeq and is a predicted model, not a curated record. NCBI's taxonomy places the organism in Eukaryota, Metazoa, Arthropoda, Insecta, Diptera, Dolichopodidae. The coding region runs from base 146 to 559 and encodes 137 amino acids.